Molecule: messenger RNA, 780 nt
Organism: Exophiala aquamarina CBS 119918
Lineage: Eukaryota; Fungi; Ascomycota; Eurotiomycetes; Chaetothyriales; Herpotrichiellaceae
Product: imidazoleglycerol-phosphate dehydratase
Exons: 1
Coding region: 1-780 (259 amino acids)
Biological process (GO): L-histidine biosynthetic process
Molecular function (GO): imidazoleglycerol-phosphate dehydratase activity
Source: RefSeq, a predicted model, not a curated record
AUGGGUUCACUUGAGAGAACCGACCCCAUUUCAGGCUCCCGGAGAACGCAUACGCUAUCCCGCAUCACCAAUGAAACCAAGGUCCAGGUCUCUCUUUCACUCGAUGGAGGCUCUUUGCUCCCAUUCGAGAACUCUCAACACUUUCCUGACCCGAUUCCUGAAUCACAGAAGCAAUCGCAUCCAGACGUUCUAUUUCCUCUCCCCAGAUCACAUCAUGCCACCCAAAUAACAGCUUCUCAACAAAUCGCCAUUUCAACAGGCGUUGGAUUCCUUGAUCACAUGCUGCAUGCUGUCUCAAAGCAUGCUGGAUGGUCUCUAGCUAUCCGAGCAGUCGGAGAUCUCAUCAUCGAUGACCAUCAUACUGCGGAAGAUGUCUUUCUCGCUCUUGGAACUGCCUUUAACGCCGCAUUGGGGAAGCGGGUUGGAAUCGUACGCUUCGGCAGGGGUGAUGCUCCCCUCGAUGAAGCUUUGUCCUGGGCUGUGAUUGAUUUAUCCAAUCGUCCAUACAGUGUCAUAGACUUUGGCUUCACCAGAGAGAAGGUUGGUGACUUAAGCACAGAGAUGAUCACUCACGGACUGGAAAGCUUUGCCCAAGCAGCGAGCGUGACACUGCACGUGAAGACGGUUUAUGGGCACAAUAAUCACCAUAGGGCAGAGAGCGCAUUUAAAGCGCUCGCUGUUGCGAUCAGACAGGCUUGCGAGAGGAGGGCUGAAGGUAGUGUUGGGAGUGGAGAUGUCACCAGCACCAAAGGCGUCCUAGGCUCUAAUGUCAAUAGCUAG